Messenger RNA from Anguilla rostrata (American eel), 2844 nucleotides. Its product is annotated as myeloid-associated differentiation marker-like protein 2. NCBI's taxonomy places the organism in Eukaryota, Metazoa, Chordata, Actinopteri, Anguilliformes, Anguillidae. The record is from RefSeq and is a predicted model, not a curated record. The transcript has a single exon. The coding region runs from base 940 to 1848 and encodes 302 amino acids. Gene Ontology annotation, cellular component: membrane.
AGAGAGAGAGAGCAAGAGAGGGAGAGAGAGAGAGAGAGAAGGGGUGUUGGAGAGGAAGAGGAGAAAAGAAGAGGAGAGCAUUUGCUGAAACACCGGCCUGAGAGAGGAGGACUAAACGGACUGCAGGACCCGUGGGGGAGGGAGACGAGAUUAAGGGGGCCCAGGGGUUGUCUCCCCCGCUUCUCCUCAGGAAGGUCACAGGAGCGAGCCUGGGCUGGACGUGUGGCAGAGUUCUUUUUUAGGGGACAGUGUCCGAGCAAAGCCUGAAGCUGCAGCACGGACCCGACUCCAUACCUUCUGGUGACACAGCGCGAAGCCGCGAUCCACCCGCGGGCAGGCAGCGAAGCAGCGUGGGGUGACACAUCAGGAGGUAACGUGAAACAAAACGGGACUUCUCCUCACGAAACACACAAGUAAUGUGUUCUGGCUGCCACCGAAAGCUCUGUUGGAUUGACGGCAGAUGUGACUCCUGCAGUCAGCUCACACGAAUGCAAACGAAAACAUCUGAGGAAAGAGUAACUCCGCUUGUCUGCUUGGAAGCGUUCGGGACAAAAGAAACACAGCACUGACUCUACAGAUCUGUAAAGGGCUCCUUUUUGAGCAUUUAAAAGGGCACAAGCCCUCUGGAACACAGACAUAUUGUUCUAUUUACCGUAUGCCACUGAGUCAGAGGAACAGAAAUAUUCUACAGUCAUCUGUAAUUUGAGCUCCAGUGCUACAUGGUAAUUACAAAGCCUUGGAGGGAAGCAGGGGCCGUGAUUCGUAAUUAAACAGGUCUAUAAAACGAGGGAGAGGCUGAAGACUGAGGGAGAGGCCCUGGGAAAGCCUUGAAGAGGUGCAGCAACGCCCUUGAUUGUGAGGGCGACGGUAUUUUAGGAGCCAGUGCUUAGGGUUUUGGGGUGAAGGAAGGGGGGGGGGGGGUAGAGGCAGAGCGGAGACAUGGAUCCCCAGGGGGGACACUACCUGAACAAGGCCGCGCUGCUGUCUCCUCUGGGAGCUGCGCGGAUGUGCCAGCUGCUGCUGGGCUGCACCACCAUGAGCCUGGUGGCCCACCAGGCCGGGUACAGCGCCACCUACGGGACGUUCUGCAUGUUCGUGUGGUGCUUCUGCUUCGCGGUGACCCUGGUGGUGUUCACCCUGGACGUCACCCGCCUCCACGGGUGCAUGCCCAUAUCCUGGGACAACUUCACCGUGGCCUACGCCAUGCUGGCCACGCUGAUGUACGUCACCGCCUCCGUGGUCUACCCCGUCUACUUCCUGCAGCCGCAGUGCCCCGCGGACGGCUGCGAGGUGCGCGACUACCGCAUCGCCGUCACCGUCUGCUCGUCCGUCUGCUGCUUCGCCUACGGCGCCGAGGUCUUCCUCACCCAGGCCAAGCCGGGGCACGUGGUGGGCUACAUGGCCACCAUGUCCGGGCUGCUCAAGGUGGUCCAGGCCUUCGUGGCCUGCAUCAUAUUCGGCGCCCUGGCCAACGACAGCGAGUACAACAGGCACGUCCCCACCCAGUACUGCGUGGUGGUGUACAGCCUGUGCUUCGCCGUGACGGUGGUGGUGAUCGCGCUCACCGUCUCCGGCAGGACGGCGGCCCUGCGCUUCCCCUUCGACCGCUUUGUGGUCAUCUACACCUUCCUGGCCGUGCUGCUCUACAUGAGCACCGCCGUGGUCUGGCCCGUGUUCAGCUUCGACAGGAAGUACGGCAUGCCCGCCCGCCCCGAAGGCUGCCCGCGGGGGAAGUGUCCCUGGGACAGCAAGCUGGUGGUGGCCGUCUUCACCCACGUCAACCUGGCGCUGUACAUCACCGACCUGGUCUACUCUCAGAGGAUCCGCUUCGUAUCCCAGCAACCCUGAGGCCCAGCACCGUCCCCCGUCCUCCACGGAAGCCCCAUGCUUCUCCUGAGUUACUGGAACACCCCUGGCCCCUCCUAAACCCUUCCGUAGGGCUAGAUUUGGAAGAUGCGAUGGAAAACCUUACAUUGUGUCUUAUAGGCAAUUUGCCUUUGACCUCCCUAUUUUCGGAGCACCCUUCCUACCCUACUCAUGGGUCUUUUAAGGUUAGUUUAUGCUCCUUUAUUCUGGCAUCUAGGGACCCGGGCGAUGUCUUCCUCUCAGUUAGAUGGAGGGAGCAGGGGGGCAGGAGUGAUGUGUGUGUGGCCCUUGUUCUCUGGAACUGGCAUCUGCCUUCCAUUCCCUAGCAGAGGUGGGGUCCAGGACCAGGAUAUUGUCUCCAGCGCAUCCCCCUCAGCUCAUCCAUGAGGAAGAAGUGAAGAAUCUCUCCGGCAGUACCUACGCUGUCCAAUCCGCAUCUUCCCCCCUCCCCCUGUGCUCCUCCCCAGACCCUACGCUACCUCUCCUGGGGGGACUGUCCCAAAUGUGCCUCUCCUAUCUCCCCUCAAAAGAAGGAAGAUCAUUCUGCAUGCUUGACCACAACAGAGGAAGUAACACAAUGAAAAUAUAAGUGUUUAGUGGUAUCAAUAACAAAGUAUUAACCAUUUUUGAUGUAUUUAUUGUAUUUAUUGAAAUAAUUUACUCAUUUUCUUUUAUAAAAAAUAACUGGAUUGGUUAAAUAGUCAAAACAAAAUGCAGCCUCUACACUGAUAUGUGCCUUAUGAUAGUUUUCUUAGUUGAUACCUUAUUAUUUGCCGAAUAUUUGUUGGAGGGAGAAUUAUCUGGAAACCAUGCUGUGGGCUCUGCAAAGAUUCAAAGAUUCCAAUUAAAAGAUUUCAAUUGUCUUUUAACAGCAAGGGUUAACUUGAUCUUAUUUAAGUAAAUAAGCACAUGUACAUUAGUGCUGGAUCAUUUGAGAGACUUGUUUCUGUUUCUAUUAAAGGUUAAAUAUUUGAUUUA